AUGCUUGAACUUGAUGGACGUCUCAACCAACUUUAUAAUCUUGCAAACCCGUUAGACCUGGAGCAGCAUCCUUCUCAAUCGCCAACCACUAUGGUCCUGACGACAACACUUACCACAGAAACCUCGGGUAACUGGACGCUUGAACCUGAGAACCACUUCUAUCUAACGCCAGAAGUGAAAAGCGUUUUGAUCAUCGUCUACUGUGCGACGACAUUUGCGUCCGUUUUCGGCAAUAUCCUGGCCAUUUUUGUGUUUGUCACGGGCAAACGAUGUCGCACGGACAUCCGGCCAUUUCUGAUUAACUUGGCCGUAGCUGACCUCAUCAUGGGCAUCUUUUGUAUCCCUUUUACAUUCACAGUGGUCAUCCUGGGUACGUGGAUUUUUACCAAACCCAUGUGCCCGAUCGUCCUCUUCCUGCAACUCUUCUCAGUCACAAUGAGUGUCUCAACCAACAUGGCCAUAGGCAUCGACCGGCUGAUAGCGGUAACCAACCCGCUAAAAUCUCGCAUUACCACAUCGAAGACACAUUACACGAUAGCCAGCAUCUGGCUGAUUGCUGUCUCCAUCGCGUCUGUUCAGUUUUUCGUUGCCAAAACCAAUGUCCACGGGAUUGGCGACAACGCCAAAAUGGAAUGCGCCGAGACGUGGUCAGAACCGGAACACCGAAUGGCCUACAGCUGGGUGGUCAUGUUGCUUACGUGUAUGGUACCACUUGUCAUGUUAAUAAUUACUUAUUCGAUUGUCGGUAAUGUUUUAUGGCGGAGGACUGCACCUGGAAACGCUGACGAAACACGAGACCAGCUAGCAAUCAGGGCAAAAAUUAAGGUCGUCAAGAUGUUGGCAACUAUCGUGGUUCUUUUUGGCAUUUGUUGGCUUCCGAUUCACAUAUUCAUUCUGCUAGUUAGGUUUCUCAGUUUAUUCAUAUCUAUCUAUCUAUCUAUCUAUCUAUCUAUCUAUCUAUCUAUCUAUCUAUCUAUCUAUCUAUCUAUCUAUCUAUCUUAG
Acanthosepion pharaonis is the source of this 1002-nucleotide messenger RNA. NCBI's taxonomy places the organism in Eukaryota, Metazoa, Mollusca, Cephalopoda, Sepiida, Sepiidae. The record is from the annotation of a GenBank genome assembly.